AUGCCUACAACAAACGCCCAAGCGUCAGUGAACGGCGCUUCCAACUUCCUCGACUUCAAGACUGCCCAAGAUGUUUUGAAGGAGUACGAGACCCGAGAUGGUCUCGACAUCACCCAGCUUCUUGACUCCAAGACCAAUGGAGGUCUUACAUACAACGAUUUUCUCUUGCUUCCGGGGUACAUUGGCUUCCCAGCCUCGGAGGUUGCCCUGGACUCGCCGGUGACGAAGAGGAUCUCUCUCAAGACUCCUUUUGUGUCCUCUCCCAUGGAUACCGUCACUGAGCACGAGAUGGCCAUCCACAUGGCACUCCAGGGUGGACUGGGUGUCAUUCACCACAACUGCUCGGCUGAGGAGCAGGCAGACAUGGUGCGCAAGGUUAAGCGCUACGAGAACGGCUUUAUCCUGGACCCCGUUGUCAUCAGCCGCGACACUACUGUUGGCGAGGCGAAGGCCUUGAAAGAGAAAUGGGGUUUUGGCGGCUUCCCUGUCACUGAAACCGGAAAGAUUGGCUCCAAGCUUUUGGGCAUUGUCACUAACCGUGACAUCCAAUUCGAGGACGACAUUAACACCAAGGUCGCCGAUGUGAUGGUCACUGACCUUAUCACCGCCCCAUCGGGUGUCACCCUGGCUGAAGCCAACAAGAUUCUGGCCAAGUCAAAGAAGGGCAAGCUGCCCAUUGUUGAUCAGGACUUCAAUCUGGUCUCCAUGAUCUCUCGCUCGGAUCUGAACAAGAACCUCUACUUCCCCCUGGCCUCCAAGCUCCCCGACUCAAAACAGCUUUUGUGCGCUGCUGCCAUCGGCACCAGGCCAGAGGACAAGGUGCGCUUGCAAAAGCUCGUUGAGGCUGGCCUAGACGUUGUUAUUCUGGACAGCAGCCAGGGCAACAGUAUGUACCAGAUCGAGAUGAUCAAGUGGAUCAAGGAGAACUUCCCCGGGCUCGACGUCAUCGGCGGAAACGUCGUGACGAGGGAGCAGGCCGCCGCCCUCAUCGCUGCUGGUGUCGAUGGACUCCGCAUUGGCAUGGGAAGCGGAAGCGCCUGCAUUACCCAGGAGGUUAUGGCCGUUGGCCGUCCUCAGGCUACGGCUGUUCACAGCGUCAGCGCCUUCGCUGCCAGGUUCGGUGUUCCUUGCAUCGCUGACGGAGGUAUUCAAAACGUGGGUCACAUCGUAAAAGGUUUGGCCCUCGGUGCUUCCACCGUUAUGAUGGGUGGUCUGCUCGCUGGCACCACCGAGUCUCCGGGCACAUCGUUCGUUUCCCGUGAAGGGAAGCUCGUCAAGGCCUACCGCGGAAUGGGCAGCAUCGACGCUAUGCAAGACAAGAAGGCUGGCGGCGGUGGCAAGGACAGCCAGAAAAGCAAUGCUGGCACCGCCAGAUACUUUUCUGAGGGUGACAGCGUCCUGGUUGCACAGGGCGUUUCUGGCGCCGUGGCUCAUCGCGGGUCGAUUUCCAAGUUCCUGCCUUACCUUGCAGCGGGCCUGAAGCACUCUUUGCAGGACUGUGGUGUAAUCAGCCUCAAGGCCCUGCACGAGGGUGUUGCUGAGGGAACUGUGCGUUUCGAGAUCCGAACCGCAAGUGCUCAACUGGAGGGUGGUGUCAACAUGGAGUCCUACGAGAAAAAGCUUUACGCUUAA
Pyricularia pennisetigena is the source of this 1632-nucleotide messenger RNA. RefSeq lists its product as uncharacterized. Bases 1 to 1632 code for a protein of 543 amino acids. The record is from RefSeq and is a predicted model, not a curated record. Gene Ontology annotation, molecular function: IMP dehydrogenase activity. The transcript has 3 exons. Lineage: Eukaryota; Fungi; Ascomycota; Sordariomycetes; Magnaporthales; Pyriculariaceae. Gene Ontology annotation, cellular component: cytoplasm. Gene Ontology annotation, biological process: GTP biosynthetic process.